This is a messenger RNA of Hydra vulgaris (swiftwater hydra), 1443 nucleotides long. Its product is annotated as FAD-dependent oxidoreductase domain-containing protein 1. Gene Ontology annotation, molecular function: oxidoreductase activity. Gene Ontology annotation, biological process: mitochondrial respiratory chain complex I assembly. Gene Ontology annotation, cellular component: cytoplasm. The record is from RefSeq and is a predicted model, not a curated record. Lineage: Eukaryota; Metazoa; Cnidaria; Hydrozoa; Anthoathecata; Hydridae.
AACUAUACUUAAUGACUCAGAUACUUAAUCUACAUAUUGCUUAUUUAAAAAUAAGUUAAAGAAUUUUACAUAGAUUCUAAAAUGAGUUUUCCGAAUCGCUUUACACCCAUUUUUUUAAAAUUUUUACCACGACUAAGAAAUAUACAUUACGAUGUUGUUAUUAUUGGUGGAGGGGUAAUGGGGUCUUCAUCAGCAUAUUUUUUAAAGUUUAAGGAACCUUCUCUAAAAAUAGCUGUAGUUGAAAAAGAUUCUACUUACAUGAAAGCGUCCAGUGCUUUAUCAGUUUCAUCUAUUCGACAACAGUUUUCAUGUCCUGAAAAUAUCAAUCUCUCUCGUUGGAGCUAUAAUUUUUUGAAAAAUAUAAAUAGAAAUUUAUUUGUUGAUGGAGAAGCACAAGCACCCGAUAUUCAGUUGUUUCAAAGUUCAUACAUGUUUUUGGCAUCAUCUCUUGAGGGACAGAAGAUAUUAGAAUCAAAUAUAAGUGUUCAACGAAAGUGUGGUGUUGAUGUUGAAAUUUUGUCUUGUAAUGGUUUGCUAAAUUGUUAUCCAUGGCUUAAUAUUGAUGGCAUUGUUGCUGGAAGUAAAUGUAAUGCAAAUGAAGGUUGGUUUGAUGGCUGGUCUUUGCUACAUGCUUUUCGAAAAAAAGCUACUUCUCUUGGUGUAGAUUAUAUAAAUGGUCAUUGCACGCAUAUAAAUAUAGAUUCUUUUGUGUCUUCAGUUCAGAUUAUGUUUGAAAAGGAGAGUCACAUUCUUGAUUGCCGUCACAUGGUUAAUGCAGCAGGUCCAUGGGCUGGGGAGCUUAUGCAAUUAGUUAAUAUUCAUCUUCCAGUUUUACCUAGAAAAAGAUAUGUCUUUGUUUUUGAUUGCCCAAAUGGACCAGGUCGACGUAUGCCAUUAACAGUUGAUCCAACUGGCGUAUAUUGUAGACCAGAAGGAAGUGGGACUCUUUAUUUAGCUGGAUGUAGUCCUUGUGAAUCUGACGAGCCUGAUUGUUCGAAUCUAGAUGUAAAUUAUGAUUACUUCAAUGAGGUUAUCUGGCCAGUGCUUGCAACCAGGUUUGUUGGAAUGGAAACACUGAAGCUGAAACAUUCUUGGUCAGGAUUUUACGAUUAUAAUACUUUCGAUCAAAAUGGAAUUAUUGGACCACAUUCUGAUAUACCAAAUUUAUACUUUGCCAACGGGUUUUCUGGUCAUGGCAUACAACAAUCUCCUGCUGUUGGAAAUGCAAUUAGCGAAUAUAUCAUUGAUGGAAAAUUUAGUGUAAUUGACUUACAUAAGUUUAGGUACGGUAGAAUUCGCGAAAACGAACCGAUACGUGAAAUUAAUGUCGUCUAGUGAUUUUUGUUAUUUGUUGAUGUUUGUGUAUCGAAGUUUAAUUGACAAAAUUUUGUAUACAAAACAAUCCCUUAUUAUAUAGAUAAAUAUAUUUUUACAAAUUUUUAA